Messenger RNA from Durusdinium trenchii, 2241 nucleotides. The record is from the annotation of a GenBank genome assembly. NCBI's taxonomy places the organism in Eukaryota, Dinophyceae, Suessiales, Symbiodiniaceae.
AUGCUGAAGCUCUCGAGGAUCCUGGCGAGCGCGAAGCCCGACGGCUUCACUGGCUGCUCCAAACGUCGCAGCCAUCGGAUGCUCGAGAGGUUCCAACAAUUAGAGAUCCCACACACCUUCCCCAAGAUGCCGUGGAUCAUGGCCAAGCGGAUUGUGGCCAAGCGCAUCGCCAAACGAGCGGAGGGUGGCGUUCAGUCACAAGACCAUCCCUGCUCCAAGGCCUUCGAUGCCUUCUUGGCAUGCGUCAGGCGCUACCCGGAGUCCUAUGAAAACAAGUGCCGCACAGAGGCGGGAAAAUGUCUGGCGUGCUUGAAGCAGAACGAGGGUUGGAAGCUUCAGAUGAGGCACAAUUUUAUGCCGUACCUGGAGCAUUUCCGCUUGUUUCAGGAAGGCACGCAGAGCAAGGAAGAAGGGAUUGGCCGCUUCCUUUACACGGAAGACACGCCCAGGACGCACGGCAAGGGAUCGGUGCUGACCUUCAAGUCCUCGGAGAAAGAGACCAGAAGUGCUUCUGGCAGCCCGAAAGCAGGCAGCUCCAUGGGGUCCGGCAGCGCGGGAGGCGCGCGGAGCCAUGCGGAGGCGGUGGGCAUGGCAUGGAAGAUGUCAAGCACUGACAACUUUGACCUGUCCCAGCAUUGGCUUGCCAGCAGGGUGCAUGGGGUGCGUGAGGGUCUCAUCUGGGCGGAGAAUGACACAGAGAUCCUGCAGCCCUUGCAGAAGAAGGGUUUGGAGGAUGUCUUUCGAAUGAUGGAGGACAAGUACAGCUUCAAAGUGGGUCUCCAGCGAGCCUUGGAGGAGGCCCGAGAGAAGAAAGAAGGACUGUGCCCACGGAAAGGGAAAUGGAAGCAGAUGGGCUGCGCACCAUUCAGGACGGAGCUGGCAGCGCUGAAGUGCAAUUGCCGGCCCUACCUGGGCAUACUGGCACGCGAGUGCGUGAACCACACGGAGAUCUAUGGCGAUUUCGAGGACAAGCUGGAGUAUCGCACCGCUCGGCAGCUCUAUGCCGGGAAAUGUGAGUUCAGCAAGCAAUUCCAUGAAGCAGCGUUGGCGCUGGUGCUGGUGAUCAUCGUUAGCACCGCUCUUUGGUGUGUGCUGAGUGGCCGAGCAGCUAACGAGCUGGAUGAACCCGAAGAGGAGGGGCAAGCUCAGCAGCUCGAUGCUGAAGAGGGCCAGCAACGCGAAGAAGAUGAGAUGCGCCAGCGAGAUGAGAAGCGACGAGGGGAUUUGUUCAGCGACUUGGUGAGGGACAGCAAGAACCUCCAUGCGCUGGCGAUGAAGAUCAGCGCGUUGCCACCACCUCCGAACUCGGAAGCCUUCACGCCCAUCAAGAGCAACAUCUAUCGAUAUUGGGCGUUGGGCGGAAAGAAGCGAAGCUGGUUACACUACCUGGGCCUCAGGUUUGUGCUGGUCAUUCAGCUCCUGGCGCCACUGGCGAUCCUGCGACAAGGCUUCUACCGCUACAAUUGGUCCAGCACUGAGAUACACUUCGUGAACUACGUUUAUGGAGACUUAACCUAUGGAGGUUCUCACGUUUUGGGACGUGUCUUGGAAUUUGCCUUCACCUAUUGCAUCGGCCUCCACUGCCUCUCCAUCAUCAAGAAGGCUUCGACCGAGAAUUCGAUGCUGUCCUCUCUGUUCGAUGAGUUGAGGCGGCAGAAGGACGCGCGUGAUGCCGGAACUGGAAGCCGCGAGAGCUAUGUGAGCCGCUGGUCCCAGACAUGCCUCUUCCUGGAUUGCGCAAUGAUCUGCUAUGUGAUUCUGGUGGGAUUGGUGGAUAUGGUCCUGGUGUUCACCAUGUCUGAAGGUCCCAAGGACAUUUGCUUUGACUCGUUGGGACUUCUCUUCAUCUUCCAUCUCCAUGAGGUGGAUGGUGGGCUCUCUUUCGUGUCUGUCAAGGACUUCAAUCAGGACCGCAUCGGAGAGCUGUGCCACCGCCUCGCGGAGUCCACGGAGCGGGACGUGGCGGAGGGAUCCUUCUCCUCGUCCGAGCGGCGGACGGUGGCCGAGACGAAGCGGCUCAAGUUCUUGGCGCAGCAGCGGAUCAAACAGCGCUCGGCGCUCUUCUUUGUGACAGAGAUGGCUAUCUACAUCAUUUUGUUCUUGGUUCCUGUGUUCCAGCUCUUCGUCCAAGAUGGGCUGCAAGGGCGCAGCACUGGCACUGAUCAAGGCACCCUAGGGGCUCACAUCGUACAGGAUGAGGCCUUGAUCUACAACGCCCUCAAGAAGCUUCCGCAGUCGUGA